AUGGCGACGCUUUCUCCGCAGAUCCGUGGACUUCCUACAGAUGAGGACGAGACCAGGAUUCUCAAAGUUAAAGUCAUUUCUGGAAUUGGUUUGGCAAAAAAAGACUUACUGGGAGCCAGUGACCCCUACACAAGAUUGUCUCUGUAUGAUCCAGUUAAUGGAGAAAUAACAAGUCUUCAAACUAAGACAAUAAAAAAGACUCUGGAUCCAAAAUGGAAUGAAGAAUUCUUUUUCAGAGUCGAUCCCAGUCAGCAUCGCCUUCUGCUGGAAGUGUUUGAUGAAAAUCGCCUGACUCGCGAUGACUUCUUGGGACAGGUGGACGUGCCCCUAAACCAGAUCCCUACUGAAAAUCUUAAUUCAGAAAGACCAUACACAUUCAAGGAUUUUCUGCUUCAUCCCCGAAGUCACAAGUCAAGGGUAAAGGGUCAUCUCCGGCUAAAAAUGACAUACCUUCCCAAAAACCCAGACCAAACCCAGGACCCCGCUGAUCAAUCUGAAGAUGUGGAUCAGCCUGCUUGGGAGUAUCUCGAGUCUCAGGACAUGUCAGGUCCGAGGCAGAGCCAGGUCCUUCCUGCACUGCCCCCUGGCUGGGAGGAACGGCAAGACAACCUUGGAAGAACCUAUUAUGUGAACCACGAGAGCAGAACCACUCAGUGGCAGCGGCCCACUCUUCAGGAAAAUGGUGUGGAGUUGCAAAGGAGACAAAGCAGUAAUGUUGAAGCUGAGCAUGCCUUUAACACGCGAAGACAAAUUUCAGACCCUGAAGACCAGAACGCACAAGAGUCAUCAGAGAGCUGGGAGGUCAUACCUGAGGAAGAGUCUACUUCAUAUUACAACAGUAAUCCGGUGUUGUCCCCUCGAACACAUUCACCAGUCCGGAUUCACUCAUUUUGCAAUGAUAUGAGCAACAUUCACAUUUCGGGAGCAACUGUAGCAAACCAGCAAAGCUCCAGUCCAAGUAACUCGCGCCAUUCCAGUCUUAGAAGCAGCACCAGAUCCUCCACUGGGGAGGAUCAUCCUGUCAACUCUGUGCCUCCUCCAGUCACACCUGGGUUACCCGGGGGCUGGGAGGAGAAGCGAGACAAUAAAGGAAGACGCUACUACGUGAAUCAUCUCAGUCGAACCACUACAUGGACACGCCCUGUUCUUCAGAGAGCUCGUGAAGGAUCGUCCCCGCAGAGGGAGCAGGGUCCAUUCCAAAGCCCUGGAACAUCACAGUCAUCUGUGGAGGAGAGUCCUCAGCCAGUCCAGGCUCCAGAGCCCACACCUGACCCAUCAGGGACACUGCCCAACGGGUGGGAGGUCCGCAGUGCUCCCAACGGGAGACCCUUUUUCAUCAACCAUAACACAAAGACAACCACUUGGGAAGACCCACGGCUCAGGAUUCCAGUGCAAAUGAGGAGGAGGGCCUCACUCGACCCCUCAGAUCUCGGCGCUCUGCCGCCUGGUUGGGAGGAAAGAGUUCAUUCUGAUGGCCGUAUAUUCUACAUAGAUCAUAAUACCAGAAUCACUCAAUGGGAGGAUCCCAGACUGCAGAACUCGGCCAUAGCUGGACCAGCAGUGCCAUAUUCCAGAGACUACAAACAGAAGUAUGAUUACUUCAGAAAGAAACUAAAGAAACCAGCUGAUAUCCCAAACCGCUUUGAGAUGAAACUGAGACGUGCUGCAGUACUGGAGGAUUCCUAUCGGCGGAUCCUGUCAGUGAAGCGGCCGGAGCUGCUCAAGGCUCGACUGUGGGUGGAGUUUGAGGGAGAGAAGGGUCUGGACUAUGGAGGAAUAGCCAGAGAGUGGUUCUUCAUGAUGUCCCGAGAGAUGUUCAACCCAUACUAUGGGCUUUUUGAGUAUUCUGCUACAGACAACUACACGCUACAGAUCAAUCCAAAUUCAGGCUUAUGCAACGAAGAUCACCUCACGUACUUCAAGUUUAUUGGUCGUGUUGCAGGAAUGGCUGUGUUCCAUGGCAAGCUUCUGGACGCUUUCUUCAUCCGACCUUUUUAUAAAAUGAUGCUUCAGAAACCAAUUAAUCUUCAAGACAUGGAGUCUGUUGACAGUGAAUAUUUUAACUCAUUGAUGUGGAUUUUGGAGAAUGACCCCACAGACUUGGACUUGAGAUUCACUGUUGAUGAAGAACUCUUUGGACAGACUCAUCAGCGCGAACUUAAGGCUGACGGCUCAGAAAUUGUGGUGACAAAUGAAAACAAGAACGAAUACAUCCAUCUGGUGAUACAAUGGAGGUUUGUGAACAGGAUACAAAAACAGAUGACUGCUUUCAAAGAGGGCUUUUUUGAAUUGAUUCCACUGGAUGUAAUAAAGAUUUUUGAUGAGAAUGAGCUGGAGCUCCUCAUGUGUGGAUUAGGAGAUGUGGAUGUAAAUGACUGGAAAGAAAACACAAAGUACAAGAACGGUUACUGCGCCAACCACGUAGUGAUCCAGUGGUUUUGGAAAACUGUGCUGCUGAUGGAUGCAGAGAAGCGGAUCAGACUCCUACAGUUUGUCACCGGCACGUCCAGAGUCCCCAUGAAUGGAUUUGCUGAACUGUAUGGUUCUAAUGGACCACAGCUUUUCACCAUUGAGCAGUGGGGAACGCGUGAAAAGUUACCACGGGCUCACACAUGCUUUAAUCGGCUGGACCUGCCUCCGUAUGAGUCCUUUGAAGAACUGAGAGAAAAACUGAACAUUGCCAUUGAGAACGCCCAAGGCUUUGACGGCGUGGACUAA
This is a messenger RNA of Knipowitschia caucasica, 2718 nucleotides long. The record is from the annotation of a GenBank genome assembly. NCBI's taxonomy places the organism in Eukaryota, Metazoa, Chordata, Actinopteri, Gobiiformes, Gobiidae.